Molecule: messenger RNA, 327 nt
Organism: Papaver somniferum (opium poppy)
Lineage: Eukaryota; Viridiplantae; Streptophyta; Magnoliopsida; Ranunculales; Papaveraceae
Product: putative lipid-transfer protein DIR1
Exons: 2
Coding region: 1-327 (108 amino acids)
Biological process (GO): systemic acquired resistance
Molecular function (GO): fatty acid binding
Source: RefSeq, a predicted model, not a curated record
AUGACUAAGGGAAGUAAGACAAGCGAUUUGGCAUUAAGCUUUGCAAUGGCAGUAGUGGUAUUGAUGAUUGGAAUAGGAGUCAAGGGAGUAACAAUAUGCAACAUGGAUUCAAGUCAGCUAGCUGAAUGUUUACCAGCAAUCAGUUCGGGACAGGCAUCACCUCCACCACCAACACCAGGGUGUUGUGAUGUUAUGAAACUUGCAGACAUGCAUUGCCUUUGUACUUACAAAGUAAUACUUCCUGCUUUUGGCGUUGAUCCGGAACUUGCAAUGGGUGUACCCAAAAAAUGCAAUCUAACUGCACCACCUGAAUGCAAUGGUGCAUGA